Molecule: messenger RNA, 3649 nt
Organism: Microcebus murinus (gray mouse lemur)
Lineage: Eukaryota; Metazoa; Chordata; Mammalia; Primates; Cheirogaleidae
Source: RefSeq, a predicted model, not a curated record
UUUUUUCCCCCACUCCGCCCUGAGGGAGUUGACCUUCACAGCUGUCUUCCAGAAGUCAACAUUCCAGGAUAUCUCCUGGUCAGGGAGGGAUCACUUCCUCCUUUGCUUCUCCUGCCUACUGCGCGAGUAGUCUCCACACCCCUGAAGACCCCUGGGUGUAAGAGCUGCUAAUGUCACAGCUUCCUGGGAGCGAGUGCUUUCUCAAGCCCAUCUUUGCAAGGUCAUCUACUUUGGCACAAUGAUAGUUCUCAAAAAAGUGAAGCUACUGCUGCUCCUGCUUUUCCAGUUAGUGAUCUUCGCUCUGUUCUUCCAUACGUACAUCCACAGUGUCGGCUCCCUGUCCAGGAAGGAGGAGCCCAAGCACAUGCACGUGCUGGUCCUGUCUUCAUGGCGCUCUGGCUCUUCUUUUGUGGGGCAGAUUUUUGGGCAGCACCCAGAUGUAUUCUACCUGAUGGAGCCUGCCUGGCACGUGUGGAUGUCUUUCACAGAUAGCACCGCCCAGAGACUGCACAUGGCCGUGCGGGACCUGAUACGGUCAGUCUUUCUGUGUGACAUGAGUGUCUUUGAUGCCUACAUGCAACCUGGACCCCGGAGACAGUCCAGCCUCUUCCAGUGGGGUGACAGCCGAGCCCUGUGUUCUCCGCCUGCCUGCAACAUCUUCCCACGGGACAAGAUCAUCCCACAGGCUCACUGCAAAAUCCUGUGCAAUCAACAGCCCUUUGAGGUGGUGGAGGAGGCCUGCCACUCCUACAGCCAUGUGGUGCUCAAGGAGGUGCGCCUCUUCAACCUGCAUUCCCUCUACCCACUGCUGACAGACCCUUCCCUCAACCUACACAUCGUGCACCUGGUCCGGGACCCCCGUGCUGUGUUCUGUUCCCGAGAGCGCACCCAGGGGGAGCUCAUGAUUGACAGUCGCAUUGUGCUGGGGCAGAGCUGGCACAAACUCAAGAAGGAGGACCAGCCCUACCACGUGAUGCAGGUCAUCUGCCAAAGCCAGCUGGAGAUCUACAAAGCCAUCCAGUCCUUGCCGGAAGCCCUACAGCAACGCUACCUGCUCAUGCGCUAUGAGGACCUUGUCCGGGCCCCUCUGACCCAGACGUCCCGAAUGUAUGAAUACGUGCGGUUGAAAUUCUUGCCCCAUCUCCAGACCUGGGUGCAUAAUAUCACCCGAGGCAAGGGCAUGGGUCAGCAUGCCUUCCACACAAAUGCCAGGAAUGCCCUCAACGUCUCCCAGGCUUGGCGCUGGACCUUGCCUUUUGGAAAGGUUUCUCGACUUCAAAAAAUCUGUGGGGAUGCUAUGAAUUUGCUGGGCUACCGCCACGUCAGCUCUGAACAAGAGCAGAGAAACCUGUCAUUGGAUCUUCUGUCUACCUGGACCCUCUUUAAGCAAAACCACCAGACGGGCUGAGGAGGUACCAGCCUCAGCCACCUUCACCGAAUGCUUUCGAGCCUUAACUUUGUCUCUGUUGAGCAUGAGUUGUGCCCACACACACUCAAGCAGAAGAAUCUUUGUGUCUAUACUCAGGCCUAGGAAAGAGACUCAGGAACCUCAUGUGGGCAGCACAUCCCUGCAAUGCGACAGAGGUGUACUGCCUUUCUCCUCUCCUUGAGUUCCUAUCUGUGCCUACUUGGGAGACUUUGUGGCCUGGAGGCCUGUUGGGCCCCAAGCAGUAUCAGUGGAGUAAAUCCAUAGAUCUCCCUGUCCACAUCUCGCCCAACGGGAAAGUGGAGAGACAGUAAAACACAGGGAAAUGCAUCUGUCACCAAAGAGCUCCCCAGCACAUUCCACAGAGCCCUCAGAGCCCUCAGAGUCCCUAGUGGAUUCAAGGAAGGAAGGGACACAGGGCUGGCUGCUUACCUAUGAGGCUGCCCAUUACAGCUACAGGUUAUCACAAACAGACACAAAACAAUCUCUGGACAGCAGAACCAGCUCUGAAGAUCAUGGGCCUGAUUUGAACAUCAUUUCCCCUCAGCAUUUUCCUAUCACAUAGAAGACUUUGACCUCUGAGGCUGCUGUCCAUGAAUAUUAAAAUUCCAAAAUAAGAUUCUGUUUGGAAUGUCCCCUUUUGUGAUUUCUCAUUACUAGGAGUAAACACUUAUGGGAUCCAAACCUAAGAACUCAUACAGUCAUCUUUAUGGACGUUUUAUACCUUUGCUAUUAUCUAUUACCUGCAUAUAAAAUAAUUGCUAAGACAAUGUUUGGUGUCAGGUGAUGAACUGUCUAUAUCCUCUUAAGAAUUGGUAGAAAGUAGACAACCAGCAACUCAUUCCUUUGUUGUGUGAGGCAUAAAUUGUAAUAAUGCCGUAUGCAUCACCCUAGGGUGUGGGCAGAACUCCUGUACUCUGAGCCCUCAGUCAGAGAACCUCAGUUCUAGUGUGACUGGUGCUAUUUACCUCCUAAUCACCUCCCUUAGUAAGAAAAGCUGUUUCUCCCAGUCUUGGCAGGAGCCCCUCACCUAGUUGUACAACAGAAUCAUCUGUUAAAACUGCACAUUGCCAUGCGCUAGCGCAAAUCUGCUACAAUCAGAAUCUCCCAGUGUGGGGGCUGGGAUUCUGUAUGUUCAUCAAGCUACCCUCAGCCUGCACCGGGCAGCAACACCAUUCACCUUCUUGCUCCAAGACAGGUGACUUUUCAGCACAUGCAGAGUAUGUAUGCCACUUCUUCCACCUGUGCUGUCCUCAGGUUGGAAAGAAUCGGAAAAAGGUCCAUAUAUGUCUGGAACUCUGUGGAACUCUGAGUCCUGACUUUUUUAAUAUCUCAAUUUUUAAUAUCUUUAAUAUCUCUUUGUCCAUACCUGAGAGAUUCUGUCAGUUCCUCUUUCCUUUUUUCCCCCACCUUUUGGCAUGCUUCUCCAUAAAACUUUCUUGAUGUCAGAUCAGAAUUCCCCCACUCAAUUCUGCAGAGGAGAGCCAGAACUCCUCCACCAUCUGAGAUACUUGAGUGGCUACCUUUCCCAGCAGGGUCAGCUGAAGUUCAUUUACAUGUGACUUUAAAGGAGCUAAUUUGUUCUAACAUCCAAACCCAAGCCAUUCUAGGAACUCCUCCAGAACGUAGGAUCUCCCAGGUGAUUGCUUGCUUCUACUAACUUUCCAAAACAAUGUGACAGUAAAAUUCCCCCAGCAUUGAAAAUAAGGCUGGAGCAGCAGAUGAUGGUGUGACUGAGGGAUCAGAGAUAGACUCAACCAUCUCUGCCUCUGCCUGAAUUGUUUUAAAGUUAGCAACCUCCUUAGGAACCAUCUCUAUGUAAUGCCUGCUUGGGUCUUUCUCCAAAAUAAGACAAGAAAAGAGACUAGCCACAUGGAAGUCUUGGAACCUUAUUUAGGAGCCACUUUACAACAGAUUUAAGUUUCCUUUAUUCCAAGUCCUAGAUGCCCAAGGAAGCCCCACAUCCAGGAACCACACUCUUGAAGGAGAGUCUGUCUGUGCUCGCCAAUGGAAUAGCCACUAGCCACCGGUAGCUGUUUAGAUUUAAAUUAAUUAAAAUUAAAUAAAAAUUAAGUUCCUCAGUCACACUAGCCACAUUUCAAGUGCUCAGUGGCCAUGUGUGCCUGGCAGCUACUGUAUUGGAUGGCCACAAUUGCAAAAGUUCUAUUGGACAGCUCUGGUCUAAUUCAUUUUUAUUUGUGUAACAUCUUAUCCCUAACUUCA